Molecule: messenger RNA, 3075 nt
Organism: Polistes dominula (European paper wasp)
Lineage: Eukaryota; Metazoa; Arthropoda; Insecta; Hymenoptera; Vespidae
Product: dynein, axonemal, intermediate chain 2
Biological process (GO): cilium movement; outer dynein arm assembly
Cellular component (GO): outer dynein arm
Molecular function (GO): dynein light chain binding; dynein heavy chain binding
Source: RefSeq, a predicted model, not a curated record
AUGGUCGAAGCAACGAAUCCAGAAUUUAAAUUAUCAGCUUUGAAUGACUUCAUUUGUCAAACUUUAAUAUUCACAGAAGCAGUAAAAGAUACAUUACAAUAUGAAUAUUUAGAAGCAAACUAUGCUUUAAAACCUUGGAUAACUAAAACUGUUGUUACUAAAGAUGUUUAUAAGAAUGAUUGUAUUUGCAAUAAGGUAUCAUCUGAAAAUCAAGAUCAAAAUAUUUCUGAAGGGAUAGGCAGAGCAAUACUGGAAGCGCAAAAGUUGAGAAAAAAACUUUCAUCCAACAUUUCAAAACAAGAGAAACUUUUGAAACAAAAGGAAUUAAAUAAGAUAAAUUUACAGAAAGUAUACAGCCGUAAAUCCAUAAAGUAUGACAGUAAAAUGAAAUCUCCUGAAGAAACAAAAUUAAAAUCACUUGAUAAAAAUCUGAAAAACCCAGCAAGUGUUAUCAAAACUGUAUCGAAGACUGCAAUAUCAAAACAAGAUUCUACAGAAGCAUCAAAGUCAUUAUCUACAAGUAAAACAAAUGUUAAAACGAAUAAACCUGAAGUUUGUGCAGCAUCAACAAGUGAAUUAACUAAAUUAAUAGAAGAAUUAUCUUUAGCAUCAUCCAAAAAUAUGUCUACAAAUAUAAAUAGAAAAGAUUGUCCAUUACAUGGAGAAAAUGCUCCUUUAUGUACCGAAGAAAUCUUAUCAAUGGACAUAAUGGAUGCUCUUAAUAAAUUUGGUAUUCCAAAAGAUAUGUUAAAAGUAUUUAGAACUUAUCACUCUUACAUAAAUUUUAAACAUACACAAGAAUCUGUGAAUAAUUUGCAACAUCAAACAGCAGCAGCAGGAUUUUUAAAAGAAUUCAAACUAAUGAACGUUGCAAGCGUCGUUGUGGAAUCCUUUUCUGUAUUGAAAAAUGUGUACGAUGAUAUGAUUGAUAUAGAAAAGAUUGAGAAAUUUGACAAAAGAUUGGAAUCUAUUUAUAAAAUGCAUAAUAUAAGAAAAUAUAAUAUAAAUCCUAACGAAAAAAAUGUGGAACCUCAUAAAACAAGAUUAAAAUAUUCUGAGAUUGCAGGAUGGAUGUCAAAUGGAAUUUGGAAUAGUACGUGUAUCAAGGAUCUUCAAGGAAUGUCUAAAGCAUGCUGUAUACGUUAUAACGAUGUCACACAGUUGUCGUCAUUUUUUGAAAAUCUGCAAGAGUUUCAACAGAAAAAAUAUCUCAAUACGUUAAUAGAAAUUUUGUUGAAAGAUGUAAUACCUAAUAUGAGGCAUUUUUUAAAACUAACAGACGAUGCAUAUGUACAGAUAUAUAAAAUGAUUGAUAUUUUGAGCCAAGAUUAUGUAAAACUAGGUACUCAAUUAAGUCCAGCACUGAUGCAUAACAACAUGAAAAUAAAUACUGUAACACGAAGUACUCAGUACAGCAAAGUAUUCGCUGUUCAUGAGGUAAACACAAAUACUGUAACUUAUAGAAAUAAUGGAAUGUAUCAUUAUGAGGGUGGUUGGCCAAAAGAUAUUAAUAUGAAAGAGGCAGAACAAACAGUUAGAUAUAGACGGAAGAUAGAAAAGGAUGAAUUAUAUAUUCAUACCAUGUUACAGUUAUUACCUCCAAUGGAACAUUGCAUUUUACAAAAUAAUGCAUGCGAUAUUUAUGAACAAUAUUUUAAUGAUACAGAAGCAACGUCAUUAAUACCAAAAACAUUUUCCCGUACUGUAAAUGUAUAUCGUGAUCCUUUAUCAGUGAAACGUCAGAUAACACAUGUUUCGUGGUCACCUGAUCAAGGAACUCGUUUUGCAGCUAAUUAUUGUAAUACUGAUUUUAAAAAUACAAUUAAUUUCAAUCCUACAUCAUACAUUUGGGACAUUGAGAAUCCAGGCAGUCCUUUUAUGACUUUAAAACCAUUUUGUCCGAUUUUAACUUUAGAAUAUAGUUCGAAGGAUAAUAAUGUUUUAGUUGGUGGUUUAAUGACUGGGCAAGUAGCAUUUUGGGAUAUAAGAAAAGGAUGUGAACCUAAUGAAGUUAGUUUAGUUAAUCAGAGUCAUAGAGAUCCAUGUGAUAACGUUUUGUGGAUCAAUUCGAAGACUGGAACUGAAUUUUUCAGUUCUUCAAGGGAUGGACAGAUCAAAUGGUGGGAUACAAGAAAAAUGAAAGUUCCUACUGAAACUUUGGUGAUAGAUUUAGAAAAACCUGAAAAUCAAAAUGUGGAUCAAGCAACUGGCGUAUCCGCGUUACAAUUUGAACCUUCUAUGAGUUCACGAUUUAUGUGUGGUCUAGAAAAUGGUAUGGUAAUAUCCGCAAAUCGUAAGGGAAAAACACCUAGUGAAAAAUUAGCAGUUAGAUUUGAAGUUCAGUAUGGUCCAGUAAUAGGUUUAGUAAGGAAUCCAACAUUUAUUAAAAAUUUCUUAACUAUAGGCGAUUGGACUGCUAGAAUAUGGUCCGAAGAUUGUAGAGAAUCUUGUAUUGCUUGGACUCCAGGUCAUCGACAAUUUGUUAUGGGUGGUUCAUGGAGUGCCACAAGAUUUUCGGUAUUUUUUUUAAUCAAAAUUGAUGGAACUUUGGAUGUAUGGGAUUUGUUAAUACAACAGGAUACUCCGGUUCUUAGUAUAAAGGUAUGUGAUGAAACUCUUACGUGUGUAAGACCUCAUGAACAAGGACAAUUAGUUGCUGUUGCUGGUAGAAAUGGUAUAAUAUAUUUACUCGAAUUAUCGGAAGCACUUAAGAUCAAUCAUAAAAAUGAUAAAUUAUUAUUAACAGCACUACUGGAUAGAGAAACACGAAGAGAAAAAGUGAUCGAAGCAAAGAAUAGAGAAAUAAGAUUGAAAAUGAAAUCUCUUCGUGUUAAUGUUGAUUCAGAUAAUAUGAACGAUCCUUCGAAAAGUAAUAAUCGCGAGGAUUCGAAACAAGAUGUUCUAUGUUCGAAGAAUGCAUUGAUAGAACAAUGUGAACAAGAUUAUAUAAAUAUUAUAGAAGCGGAAAAAGCAAGAAGAUCUGCAGAAAAUGACGUUGAAUUAAACAACAAUGAUAUAAACGGUAAUGAAAUUAUUAAUUAGCUUAAUACAAAUUAGAUUAAUUAACUUAUGUUA